This is a messenger RNA of Dreissena polymorpha, 6129 nucleotides long. RefSeq names its product collagen alpha-2(IX) chain-like. The transcript has 42 exons. The record is from RefSeq and is a predicted model, not a curated record. The coding region runs from base 623 to 3766 and encodes 1047 amino acids. Lineage: Eukaryota; Metazoa; Mollusca; Bivalvia; Myida; Dreissenidae.
CCUGUAUAACUCAAUGUUAGGUAAUCUUUCUACAGUGACUCCUGUGCAUCAGUGGCUAGACAGAGAGUGGGCUGCUAUGUGUGCAUGUUUAUAUCGGAUAGUGUAUGGGAUUCAAAAGUAGGCUGACAAGUGGUAUUCCGGUAGGCGGGUAGAGCCAAGUAGCGUUAACUCUUCUACUCGGCGGCACUACUGUCUCAGACUGCGCGCAGGGUAGAGUGCUAGAGAGACGGACCAAUACUGUAAGGGCAGAGACGUAAAAGUGCUGCUAUAGGACUCGGUUACAUAACUAUCAACACGGCAACUGUGACUCCAGCUUCGGACAUAUUGUGCAUAUGUAGCGAUCGGCCACUAGUUGACGUUUCAAUUCCGAAGGCUCCAGCAGUUCCAUUCAUACCAGGGUGCCAACAAACUGUGUCAUUUUGUUUGUUUAACCUUCAUUGAACCGCAGAACUAUUAACAUAACAACGGAUACUACAGGGGAUAUGAUUUUCUUAUACAAAUAAUUUUGUACGCCGUUUUUGUUUUGGGUUGUAAUAUUUACCUUGCCGCUCAAGCAUCACACGUGCGAUUACGGCAUGUAAUACAUUUGGCAUCGUAGGAGCUAACAGGAAAUCAAGGCACGAUGUUGAAGUCUAUAUGUAUAGCCGUCCUCUUGUACGUUCCGUGCGUCCUCUCUCAGGGAAAGUUUACAUGCCCAGAGGGAAAUUUAGAACUAUUCAGCAAUGAUGUAAAAGAGUUCGACUUCUUAACAAAGUUUAAUUUCAACAAGCUUAAGCCAGAGAAAGGAUAUGGCCAGUAUGGAACGUCGAUAACGGUCAAAGACAAAGUGGUUACCGACGAAGUCAACUGGAACCUGUUUGAUCAAAAGUUACCAAAUAGCUUCGUAUUUGUUGCCAUAUAUCAGAUGGUACAGCGAAAAGCAAUCUGGAAUCUGUUUGACAUAAAGGACAGCUCAGGAAAGUCGCACCUGGCCCUGCAGUUCAAUGCCAAUAGAGGUCAUCAAACAGUGACGCUCAUCUAUAAGAAUGAAAACAGACAGGAGCAGCGUGUAGUGUUCGACGGGAAAGUUGGGCGAAUGGCGACCCAAAUUAAAGAGUGGCACAAGAUAUACGUGCGCCUGAUGCGGACGGAGCAGAAGAACAGUGAUGGUGUCCUAGAGUACAUUGACGUCGUCACCAUCGACGUGGACUGUCGCGUCACAGAGAAGAAGGCCCUCAACAAACGUCGAGAGGAGUACGUGGAUCCCAGCGGAUUAACAACAGUCUCAAGAGAUAUCACCGGUAAAACCUACCAGGCGAAGUUGUCGUGGAUGCAGUUCCAUUGUAACCCCCAUAUGGAGAAGGACUGUAGCGAAAUAGAAAGGGUAAAUCGAUUCAAGAACUUGAAAGAGCUGGAAAAGGAUCUGCCAGCACAAGAUACGGUGAGCAAGAGCAGAGGUGACCAGCCGGCAAGUACCUUAUGUGAGUCGGUCACAUGUCCCCCCGGUAGGGAUGGGGAGAAGGGAGAACAGGGCCCACCGGGUCUUCCAGGGUUAACUGGCCCAGCGGGACCGCGAGGACCGCCGGGAGAAGAUGGCGACAAGGGGGAGGAGGGCACACCGGGAAAACCAGGCAGAGAUGGCGCUACUGGGGAGCCGGGGGCUCCGGGACUUCCAGGUGCGCAAGGAGAACGGGGUUUCUCUGGCGAGGACGGCAUCCCAGGGCUGGCCGGCAAACCAGGAAAACAGGGUAACACGGGGGAGCCUGGGCAACAAGGCGAGCCAGGAGCGGCCGGCAAGAAGGGUGACCGAGGUGAUCCCGGUGUUUCCGGUGAACCGGGUCUGCCAGGAAUCCCCGGCGAGUCGAUUGUCGGACCGCCCGGUCAGAGGGGUCCACCAGGGGAACCAGGAUCGCCUGGAUAUGACGGUAACCCAGGGGCAAGUGGCGUAGAUGGCACACCCGGAACGAAGGGAGAUAAAGGCGAUCCGGGAGAGAGAGGCGAGCGCGGACCGGAAGGACCGGCUGGAAGGGACGGCUCGCCUGGCAUACAGGGGAUUCAAGGCCCACCCGGACCCCCCGGGCCUGUGAGUGUAGCAUCUAACGACAUUCAACAAGAAAUACAGCAAGUUCCUGGGCCGAUAGGACCAGCGGGGCCACAGGGACUGGAAGGACCCCGGGGAGUGGCAGGCGAGGCUGGAAGACAGGGCGAACCAGGGAGGCCAGGAGAACCGGGUUCUCCGGGGGAGACGGGCAAACAAGGCCAUGAUGGAGUGGACGGACAUCCGGGCAAGCCCGGGGAAAGGGGACCGGAAGGGGCCGUGGGACCGAGGGGAGAUCCGGGCAAGGACGGACUUCCAGGGAUGCCGGGAGAACCAGGUACGAGGGGCGAGCGGGGGCUUCCAGGACUGGACGGGCAGAAGGGCGAGCGCGGAGGCGUGGGGCCCGCCGGGCCUCCCGGACCCCCGGCCGAGAUGAGGUCGCUGCGAGACUUCGACGAUGAAGGGGUAUUGGAAGAAUACGUCGAACAGUUCCGAGGACCACCGGGAACGCCAGGACCGCGAGGGGAACAAGGGACACGAGGAGAAUCAGGCGCACCAGGGAUGCCUGGAGAUCCAGGAGCUGAAGGGAAGCCAGGAGAGCCGGGACCCCCGGGAAGAGACGGACUGCAGGGCGAGCAAGGAGACGCGGGAGCCCCGGGCGAGCCUGGACGUCCAGGGGAGACGGGCCAACGUGGAUCACCGGGCGCGCGGGGCGAGGACGGUAAACCAGGCAUGCCCGGACCCAUGGGUCCAAGGGGUAACGACGGCGAGAGGGGCGAGCCAGGAGUCAGAGGGCCGCCUGGUAUCGACGGAAGACCGGGACCUGUAGGUCAGGCUGGACCCCCCGGGCCGAUGGGAAUGAUGGGACAAUCGGGACCCCCGGGACCACCGGGACCCCCAGGCCCCGCAGGCCAGAAAGGAGAAGGCGUUGAGAUCGGCACGUACGACUUCCUGGCAUCUCAAGGUCAGGAGACGCGCGGCCCGCCAGGACUGCCGGUAAGUGCCCUUUGUAAGGAGGGACCGCCGGGCACACCGGGACCAUCAGGACCGACCGGAAAUGCUGGAAUGUCCGGCCCACGCGGAUCGCCUGGGGAACGGGGACCUCAGGGCAGCGCGGGAUCCCCAGGAACUCCCGGAAGUCCGGGUCUCAACGGACCUCCAGGACCAGCCGGUGAGAGGGGUCAGGCAGGGUCACCAGGGAUGCCGGGACUUCCGGGCCGCAGCGUGUCUGACGAGGAAGUUCGGCAGAUCUGCUUCCAGAUCCUACGUGAACAGCUGGAGGACCUAGUUGCCGAUCUGCGGGGGCCGCCCGGACCGGAGGGCGUCGGAAAACCCGGAAAGCCCGGGCCCCCGGGCCCACAGGGACUGCAAGGUGUGCGAGGCGCCCCAGGUGUUCCUGGUGAGCGCGGGUUCAUGGGAUUGCCAGGCACUGUUGGCCCCCAGGGGGCAGUAGGACCCGCGGGAGAGCCGGGUCAGAAGGGAGACAGGGGCUUGAGAGGGCGCGGAAAGGAUGGUGAAAUGGGACCGCGAGGAAUGCCAGGCCCAGCUGGACCCCCAGGGGUCGGUCAGGAAGGUCGCGCGGGCGAGCGGGGCCCGCCAGGACUCCCGGGAACGCACGGACCCCGCGGACCACCGGGCCAACAGGGAGAGCCCGGAUAUUGCGAGUACUGCAACUACGCGCCACAGGGCGGACCACAGCUCGUCAGACUUCCGGGAACUCCUGGCGGAAAUAGCAUCAAGGGGCCUUAAAUACAUAAACUACCUUAUGAUAUUGAAACACAGUAAAUCAAAAAGACUUGUGAUAUAUAUCCUGCAUUUUGCAUCAGCUUUUUUAUACUAGUGCUUUCCCUCUUUAGACCACGGAUCCUCUUAUCAGAGAUUUUGGUAAAGAUUGCGAGGUGCCAUGGUAGCCAUUGGAAACAAUAUGACGUAAUUGUAUGCACUUAAUAGUUUACUCAUUCCAAUCUUACAAUAUAUAUUUAUUUAAAAAAAAACAAAUCUAAUCGAAAAUGGCCACCAUGACCCAUUUUAUUUUUAGCUGUAUCAGUUGUCUUCUUGUGUUUGUUUUUUACAUGUCGUAGUGCCGUGGGAACAGUUUUAUUAUCGUGUAUUUUUCAAUGCGGGCGCGAUUGUUAUGUUUUGCAAGGCAUGAUUUCAUGGCCAGUAACUCUUCCUUUCUUUGCAACCAUAUAUGACUUGUUUGUCUCGAUUGUUUAACAUGUCUGUAGAGUUUAUUUAUAACAAUCCCAUUGUGUUGCCUCGACGUUCCAUGUUGUUUGCAUGAACAUAGUAGAUGGUUUUCAUUACUUCGCUUUGAUCACGUGAUUUACUUCGGGCAACUAGCAAGUGAAUGUAUUUUUUAGUUUACUCGUACAUUGAAUCGCGAUAGAAACUUUUGACAUAAUUAAACCUUGAUUUAAUAGAUGUUAACAAUCCUAACAAGUCCAUAUGUUUCACCGUGGAACGUCAUUCAAAUCGCGUAUUUUACAAUAUUUUUACAAUGUCUAUGUCUAUUUUGCUAUGGAUUUACAAUGUAGUGCCAUAACAGUAUACGUUUUUGUAGUGUUCCUAAUACUUGUAUAUUAUAUUUAUAUGUAUAGACUUCGCUCUAAACGAUAUCGUGUUUGUGUAUAAUUUCAUCUUUCAAAUAGCAAUGCUGCAAGCCUCGCCAGAGCAUCAGUAUUAUUGCAUCGCAUGAUUAUUUGCGCUUCAUUGAAUGCUUGAAAAAAUUAAAUGCUUGAUGAAUCUAAUCAUUGACACCCCGCUUACUAUUUGAUUGCACCAAACAUUGGCAGAUUAUCAUUAGGAAUGUUCAUGUCGAUUGCCUGCAUUCCGCACAUGCGUGUGUUUGUUUAUUGCAUAUCUUCCAAGCAUAGCUUUUAUCGACAUCACAAGUGUUUUAGAUGAGGUUGGCGCGUGUGCCGGUAAAUGGUUCAUUGAUCAAUGUGGCCCAUUGUUCUCAAGAAUCAUCCUGUCGGAAUCGCUUUUGAUAACAUGUAUUUCAAUAGCAGUCAUUCCCAUUUUAAAAUUUAAAAAAUAACAGAAUAUGGAGUUGUUCUCAGGUCUGAUAUUGUUCUUGGUUAUAAUGGUUUGUGCUAAACUUUAAAACUACUUCUGAUUGACUAAUAUAUCGUGUUUUUAAUUAAGUGAACAGUUGAGUCAUAAAAGACAAGGUCAUAUAAGACAUUGUCAGUAUGAGGCUUUUAGUCUAUAUAAGUCUGACCCUUGGGUUUAAAUUGAUCUGUAUGCGGCACACGUGUUCAUGGUUUAUGUACGUAAGGUCCGUAUGGGUUCUAUUUCAUUCAAGUGGACUUCACGUGGGGUCAUACACGUGCAGAUCACUCGAUGCGACCAGAGGUCCGGGAUAAUGACUUCCGAUUUGGCAAACAGAAACUUUAGUGGAUCCAUAUUUUAGCGAUGCUUACAUGUUUCACCGCUAAAUAAUUGCAAGGCUUGUCCCACUAAAAGACACAUGUAAGAUACAUUAGCUUUGUUAUUUCGGCUCCACGUUGAUUUGAUAUUAUACUAUUGUGUCUAAUACUGAUGUAAAACAUCAAACUGGGGUUAAGUUUUGUUAUACAAUGCAUUUUUAUCCAACGAUGCGUAAAUAUUCGAUCUGCAGUUUACAUUUUAUGUUUUGAUAUCAAUAAAAAGCAGAGGCUGAUAAUAGUGUACUACAAUGUCUAAUAACACGUAUACAUCAAUAAAUCAAUGCUGUUUACUUAUUGCCAAUAAACAAAAUAUUUUACAUACAUGUUCAUUACACUGUUCCUGGUUCACCUGAGCACAAUGCACUCAUUGUGAGCUUUUGUGACCGCGUUUGGUCCGUCGUUCGUCGUUUCAUUCUUGGGCAAAACAUUUAUUCCAAUAAUGUCACUGUCCAGAUAAAACUGUGUCAUCAAGUGUUCAUAAAGCUUGGUCAGAAGUCAGAUUUAUUAAACAAACAUGACAAAAGCAGAUAAAUGUGGGUCUCAGGUAAGCGCACGAGUGUGUUUAGCCCUCUUGUUAAUCUAAGAAUAACACGUUGUUGUAAAUGAGCAUUGUAUGUAACAGCAAACAUGUAUUGGUAUUUAAACUGUAAAUAGGACUCUAAAAAAAAAUAUUUGUACUAA